AGAAAAGGAAGUUUUUAAUCUAAUCUAAUCAGUUACCAUUUUUGUUUUGUUACUCGCGCCUUUACGACGCGCCUCGUGUUCGCCAUGGAUUCUUUUUUUUCUUGACCUCACGCUCACCGAACCCCAGAACGUUUUGUUCCGGGAUGUACUGCCUUGACGAAAACACUGUUAUAUGAAAGAAGUUCAGCUAAUACGCUUCUCCUGUAUUUUAACAACUUUCAAGCUUUCAAGUUCAAGUUCAAGCCUAACUAGCCUGAAAUGCAGCUUUUCCCGAGAGCCGCGAUAUUCUGUGGGGUUUUGUCCCUCAGCCGGGCAUAUGAUCUCGUACGAGAGUACUCUGGUAUAACCUUUUUCGAUGAUUGGGAUUUUUUUGGGAGCUGGGAUAACCUAACGCUCGGCGACGUCUACUGGCUCGAUGAAUCGGAUGCAUUCUCUCAAGGUCUUGCCUAUGUGAACAGUGUUGGAAAUGCCGUCAUCAAAGUCGACAAUAUGCAUUCCGUACAGUCUCCCCAGAAGAGAAAUUCGGUUCGAAUAACGACGAAGGACUCGUAUGCGGUGGGAAGCCUUUGGAUUUUUGAUCUGGUCCAUAUCCCUUAUGGGUGCUCUGUAUGGCCGGCUGUGUGGUCGCUUGGUGGCCCAACAUGGCCAGAAGGCGGUGAGAUUGACAUCAUGGAAGCCGUAAACCUUAUGCCCAGUAACCAGAUGGCUCUUCAUACUACCACUGGCUGUUUUCACAAUAACACUCCCCCAAACCAGCUGGGAGCAACACUGGUUACCGAUUGCUCCACUGCAGCGGGAUGUACUGUUGGUGAACUCCAACCGAAUAGUUACGGAAGCGGUUUCGCGGAUAUGGGCGGAGGGGUGUUUGCUACGCAGUUUGACGUUGCUGGUAUAUUUAUAUGGUUUUGGAGCCGUCCUAACGUUCCUUCGUCAAUAAAUCAAUCCAACUCAACGUCUGGCAUCGACAUUUCUCAGUGGGGUCCUCCUUCCGCCAGUUAUCUCGCCGCAGGGCAGUGUAAUAUCACGGAAUUCUUUACGCCUCAGCAGCUGAUUCUGGAUAUUACUUUGUGCGGAAAUUGGGCUGGCCUGCCAGAAGUGUAUUUUCCCUCCUGUGGGAAUCAAGGAUCGACAGGAAUAUGUUACAACGACAAUGUGGUCGGUGAUGGGUCAAACUAUGACGAUGCCUACUUUGAGAUACCUUAUAUUCGCGCCUACACUACCGGUGGCGUAGCACCUACGCCUACCGCUUCUCCCUUUGAAAUUGUUUCUAAGGUUGACAUCAGUACUUAUCCAGGUUAUGGGAGUGUUACUAUACCUAUGUCGGCAAUCACUGCAACGGACACAUUAUUGCAUCCAAGUCCCAUGUUCGUCCCCGGAAAUGGAGUAUCUGCACGUGUUCCAAGACUAGAGAUGGGAUGCGCGGGAUGGUGGUUAGUGUCAAUUGUGGUGAUUAUGUUUAUCAGGCUACUUUGAUGAGAGAACGAAGUGCUACUCUGAACAAUGAACGAUCCUUAUUCCGAACUGCUGGUUUAAUGAUAAUGAUAUUCUUAGAACAGCUAUAUAUUCUGGACAGAUAGACACGUAUAUCUAGUAUACAUACUGUUUCAUCUCCUACUACAUACACUCUAUUUGAGAGUUUGAUCAAUCAUAUUUUUUAUACACACUUUGGACGUGCUAUUACUUGACUGACUCUCGAUUAUCUUCACAGUUCUCUUUCGCCCCCUUCCUGGCCUGUUCUUCUUUGUGAAUCCAUCUGGUUUCAUUCAGAUUCAUCAUCUAAGUGCGUCGUUUGUUGCACCGUAGUACUUAUAUGGCUAUUGUACCGUAAUCCAAUGCAAGAUCGACGAAGAUCACAUGGGCGAAUCGAAGCCUAGGUUACUUGCAGCUCCAAACAGUCUAGACAAUUCU
Messenger RNA from Lentinula edodes (shiitake mushroom), 1908 nucleotides. RefSeq names its product glycoside hydrolase family 16 protein. The coding region runs from base 259 to 1473 and encodes 404 amino acids. Lineage: Eukaryota; Fungi; Basidiomycota; Agaricomycetes; Agaricales; Omphalotaceae. Gene Ontology annotation, biological process: glucan catabolic process. The transcript is spliced from 9 exons. The record is from RefSeq and is a predicted model, not a curated record. Gene Ontology annotation, molecular function: hydrolase activity, hydrolyzing O-glycosyl compounds.